Messenger RNA from Dioscorea cayenensis subsp. rotundata (Guinea yam), 1768 nucleotides. Its product is annotated as probable disease resistance protein At5g63020. The transcript is spliced from 2 exons. Gene Ontology annotation, molecular function: ADP binding; ATP hydrolysis activity. NCBI's taxonomy places the organism in Eukaryota, Viridiplantae, Streptophyta, Magnoliopsida, Dioscoreales, Dioscoreaceae. The record is from RefSeq and is a predicted model, not a curated record. The coding region runs from base 41 to 1138 and encodes 365 amino acids.
UUAAUUUACAUCAACUCAGUGAGGUUUAGAUGUGAGAAAUAUGGAGAUUAUGAACACUUGCUUGGGGGCACUGUGUACUUGCAUCCAGCACCCUACUGUCAGAGAAAAACUGAGCUCCAUUACAAGCCCAAAAGAAUUUUUGGAUGAGGCGGAGAGGAAAUUUCAAGAUCUCAAGAAUAAUUGUGUCCUCCGAGAUGAGGAAUUAGUGGCCGAUAGACCUGGGAUGCAACUCACAGAUCAAGUUCAAAGAUGGCAUGACAAGGUACAUCAUCAAGAGAAAGAAAUUAUGAUAAAUCAAAUGAAGGAUGACUACAACGAUAGAGGUUGCCUUCUUGGAAGUUGCUCUCUCAAUUUGUGGGCUAACUACAAAAUUAGCCAAAGUUCAAUCAAGUUACUCAAAGAGAUCAAUAACUUGAGGACUGAACAUGAUGCUUUCCAAGAAAUAACAAAAACACAAUCUCCAAUAGCAGUUGAGGAGAUCCUCACUUCAAAAAAACCUGUGGGCAACAUAAUAAAGUUAAAUCUCGAGAAAGUUUGUGGUUAUUUGGCAUAUGACAAUGUAUCAAUGGUGGGUAUUUGGGGCAUGGGAGGGGUCGGAAAGACAAAUCUCUUGAAUGAAAUCAAUAACACAUUACAAGGUGGUGAUGCUUACAACAUGGAGUUCAAGUAUGUCAUUUAUCUGGUAGUUUCAAAAGAACCUCAAUUUGAGAAGCUUCAAAAGGAGAUAUCUGAAAGGUUGGGAUUGCAACCUCCUCACUCUAUGAAGAAUGAUAUAUUUGAGUUUUUGAAGAACAAGGACUUUUUGCUACUCUUAGAUGAUAUAUGGAAGGCAGUGGACCUUCCUGAAACCCUUGGAAUUCCACUUCCUCACCAUCAAAGCCAAAAUUGGGAAGACAAAGGUCCAAGGUACAAGCACAAGGUGAUCUUCACAACCAGAGAAGAUGAUGUGUGUGCUCAGAUGAAGGCUGACAAGAAGAUCAAAGUUGAAUGUUUGGAUGGAGAAGAAGCAUGGCAUCUUUUCAUGCAGCACGCAAAUGAAGAGAUCAUCAAUUCCAAUGUUGUUAUUAAAAAACUAGCAAGGGAAAUUAUGAAGAGAUCAUCAAUUCCAAUGGUGCACAAGCUUACCACUUGCCCUUAAAGUCAUUGGUCGAGCCAUGUCAAAUAAGAAGACACCAGAAGAGUGGCGUCACAUGCUGAAGUUGUUAAUCAAGGUGGACAUCAAGACCGUCACUGAUAUCGAAGAAUCAUUGUUUCACAACUUAAAGGUCAGUUAUGAUAAUUUGGUUAGUGAUACUCUGCGAGAAUGUUUCUUGUGUUGUGCUCAAUGGCCUGAAGAUGAGCGCAUUCCAGUCUAUGAUCUCAUAGAGCACUGGAUUGCACUUGGAUUGAUCAAUGACUUUGGAAACAUUGGGGAAGCCUUUGACGAGGGAUAUUCUAUUAUUGCAAAAUUAAAUGAAGCAUGUUUGUUGGAAUUGGGAUUUUACUUUAACUCUGGUGAUGAGUAUGUCAAAUUACAUGAUGUGAUUCGUGAUAUGGCGCUGUGGAUUGUAUCCGAGUGUGGGAAGAAAAAGAACAAAUGGAUUGUUUGUGGAAGAGGUGAUGAUUUAAGACAAUUUUCAGAGUGGGAAGCAGGCAAUUGGAAGGAGACAGAACUAAUAUCUUUUAAAGGUACUAACUUUAACAAGACUCUCCAGAAAUUAUUAAGUGAUCAAAAUAUUGACAAAAAGGGCCAAGUUUCUUGUGUAUCAACUUCUCCAAGAUAUCCUAA